Anneissia japonica is the source of this 2831-nucleotide messenger RNA. Its product is annotated as F-box/LRR-repeat protein 7-like. Lineage: Eukaryota; Metazoa; Echinodermata; Crinoidea; Comatulida; Comatulidae. Gene Ontology annotation, molecular function: protein binding. The transcript has 3 exons. Gene Ontology annotation, biological process: SCF-dependent proteasomal ubiquitin-dependent protein catabolic process. Gene Ontology annotation, cellular component: SCF ubiquitin ligase complex. The record is from RefSeq and is a predicted model, not a curated record. Bases 1137 to 2804 code for a protein of 555 amino acids.
AGGUGCCUUCAAGUUGGAAGAUUGCAAUUAUUGCUUUAAACCAAUUAUUUGAAAUUUAAUUUUGUUGCUAUAUGGCGGAGAAAUGCUUAUUGGAUGUCUUGCAUACUGUCUUUGAUUUGCUUCUCAUCAAUUAGUCUCUAACAAGGGCUCAUAAAUCGACCAAUCACUUGCUUGAUUAGUUACGCAUAAGCAGUGUGGAUGCUGUAGCUCUGGUAAUUUUAUUGGGUUGGUUUUUGCCUGAUUAAACCGCUUCAAUGAUUGUAUACAGCGGUGAGUGAAAUCAUUGGGUGCCUAGCUGAGCUACAAAGCUAUUCCUAUGUUGAUUCCCACGAGCUAGCUCAUUCUCUUAGCAUCUGUUCCUGAAAAAAGUUUAUCAGUAGUAAUAUGGAUGAUGGAAUACAAGUUCCUGAUAUGAUGGGUCAUCUUACAUUGAAAUGCUUUCCAUUUCUUUCAUUUUGAUAUAAACGCUUUAGACAGGAACUUCAAAUCUCAUAGUCUACAACAGCAGUGAUUUCAGUAGUGUUUUUCGAAGAUCGCUAAACAAAUGAUUUGAAGCUGAAAUAUAUUUUUUUCGAUUGUUUUUAAAGCGUGAGGAAAAUUCUGUGCUCUGUUUUCUGCAUUAUUCAUUCAUCUACAUUCAAUGUUGAUACCAGGAUUUUGAAAAAUAUUCACUUGAGGCCUAAGUGAAAUUUGAACUAUCUUGUACCAAUAUUCUGACUUCUGGCAUCCAAGUUUCAUGUCUACAUUUUUGGUAUUCAUGGGUGAUAUUUUCUUGGUGGCUAAUAAUGAUUAAGGAGUUUGUUUUUUAAAUGUAUAUUUCAAUAAAUCACAUAUGAUAGAUUGCAGUCGAGUAUUUAGGAUUUCAUUCCAACUCGCUCUACUUCUCUGAUAACUUGAAGCAACAGUUGCUUGUGUUGAGGUAAUCUGUAUCUUAAACCUUAUUUGUUCUUUUCCUCAAGAUUCAUUAUAAUUGAACAAGAGAUUAUUUUUCUCCAAUUUUCUGUCAAACAAUGCAUUACUUCAAGAGGCUAAAACACUUUUAACACACCCGGGAACACAACCUUUGAAUGCAGUUGUGACACAAAUGUGUAUUUUUAAUGCAUUAUUUUUAUGGAAUUUAGUUAUGAUUUUUCACGAUGGAACGCAGGUUCACAUGCUUUGAGCUGUAUCACCAGCUUCGUACUUACGCAUGUACAAGUCGAGAGUUGUUCGAGCUCCAAGCAAUCAUGUUAAAGUUUGUUGUUUAUAAAGACAAAGAUCAUAAUGAUCAGAACAAUAAUGCAAAUGUGGGAAAGGAUGGAACUUUAAUUGGCAAUGGUGAAUUACUAAACACAGAGUCGUUUCAAAUGAACAAGUAUAAAGAUGGUCCAAAGAAGACCGUCCGUAUUAUGACCAAUGGCUACAUAACGCCAACAGGUCGCUAUCAGGGAGAUUCAAGCUACGGAAGCGCGUCUCCCACGUACAGUUCACCAGCGAGCAGUACCCAACGAGUAUCGCCAACAAUUGACCUAGAUCCUGACAGAGGCACUCCGACCUCUCAGACUAGUAUUGACCAAAAGAACUCUAAAUCAGAUUCACUGAGACCACCAUCCAGGACAUCUGGUGAGAUAACAGUACAAAAGAGCGCCUUGAAAAAGAGAACUCUUACGAAAAACCUUAAACCUUUGUUUGAUCUGCUCCCGGACGAUUUAAUAAUUAGAAUUUUGUCAUAUUUACCUAGCAGACAAUUAUGUAGAACUGCAGGAGUAAGUCGUAGGUUUUAUAAAUUAUCAUGGCAACCUGUGUUGUGGACUAAUAUCAGAAUAUCUGGUGAGAGAACAGACAUUGACAGAGCAAUGAAAGUCCUUACAAGGAGAUUAUGUCAGGAAACGCCAUAUGUAUGUCUUUCGGUUCAAAAGCUUGUUUUGAGUGGAUGUGAACGUUUAGGAGAGAAAGGACUAACUCUAAUCGCACAGCGAUACCCAGAACUGCAGCAUUUAGAACUGUCAGGUUGCACAAAUUUAACAAAUGAAGCACUUUUCGAAAUUGUUUCCAAAUGCCUUCAGCUGGAUUAUCUUGACAUAUCAGGAUGUCCACACAUUACAUGUUUCAACUUAUCAUCAGAGGCAGCUUCGGAGUCGUGUCAAUUGCAAGGUCAAAGUUUACGUUUACGACAUCUAGACAUGUCAAAUUGUGCCGCCCUCGAUGAUAAGGGAUUAAGGACAGUAGGUUUGAAUUGCCCGGGAUUACAAAACCUCUACCUUAGAAGAUGUCAACGUAUCACAGACGAGGGCUUAAAAGAAAUAGCAAACUGUUGCUCCGUUUUAAAGGAGAUCUCGGUCAUUGAAUGCCGCAGAAUUACCGACUAUGGUAUGAGGGCGCUAUCAAAGAUAGGUGCCUCUCUUCGACACGUCAGUAUUGCAAAAUGUGAUCAAAUCACAGACUUAGGAGUACACUCAAUAGCAAAGUACUGCAGUAAGUUACGUUAUCUUAACGUCAGAGGUUGUGCAUUUUUAACGGACAAAGCUAUGGUGGAUCUGGCACGUGGAUGUGUACGUUUGCGAUCGCUUGAUAUUGGUAAAUGCUCGCAGGUGACUGAUCAAGGAGUGACAGCCUUGGCAAUAGGGUGCAUGUACCUGCGUAAACUGAGUCUGAAGGGUUGUGUACUGGUGAAGGAUGAGGGCAUCCACAUGAUGGCGCAGUAUUGUCCGGAACUCCAGCAACUGAAUAUCCAAGAGUGCCAAGUGUCAGUCGAAGCAUUUAAAACAUUCAAGAAAACUUGUCGGAAGUGUAUCAUUGAACAUACAAACCCAGCAUUCUACUAGUCUGUAAAUCCAGUUGUUAACGAGUCU